Molecule: messenger RNA, 424 nt
Organism: Didymella exigua CBS 183.55
Lineage: Eukaryota; Fungi; Ascomycota; Dothideomycetes; Pleosporales; Didymellaceae
Exons: 3
Source: RefSeq, a predicted model, not a curated record
CCACCUAAGAUCUCGUUAAGCACAUACUCUGGCUCACAGUACAAGCAUCUGACAAUUAAGAGUCUCACUGCUGCAACUGAACUGCCGCAACUGAACUGCCGCAAUCGAAAUGGCGCAACCAGCGUACCGCGACCCAACAACAGAUACCUGGCUAGCUGAGUAUAACCAGGCAGCUACAGAAGCAGAGACGUACAAAGUCGCCAAAUUAUCGCAAUUAAAUGUAAUAACAAAGGACUUCCUGACAGCUGUGAACAGGGUCGCGCCUAUGUGGGCUACAAGCUUUCAAGAUAGCAGACGCUUUAAAUCUAGUAUAAGUAGGAAAACUACCACGCUUAAGCGGCCUUUAGAUCAAGAGCCUGCUUCCACUAGGGGAGCAAAAUGCCCUGCAUGUGGACAACGCCACUCUAUACAGGAUUGCUACUAU